GUGUGUUUGUGUCAGACACUAAUCAGAGCUUCAAAUUUUAAGUCCCAUGUUACUAGCCAGGCCUGAAUAGUCACUUGCCACUACAAGCCCGGAGGGUCCAUGGCACACUCAGCAGGGGUGAAUUUCAACUCAUCAGGGCUACAUCUUGACUGGCCCAUGGCUAGCGAAACGUGGAAAGUGUAAGUCCUGCUGUAAUAAUUAUAUACAAUAUCACUCGGGUAAAAUGCAGAAGGUCACGCACUCAUAAGUUGGCAACAAAACAGGGUUAGAGGUUUUCACUAAGGUGAGAAUUCAAGGUGAAUUCUUACUGAAUUUGUAAAUCAAGGUUAAAAUUGCUGAACUAUAAAAAUUCUAAAAGUCUGCAGAGCUUUCAGUUCGGCUACUCGGGCCUUACAUAGAAGAUACACAGCUCUGCAUGUUACAGAUACACUCUGCUCUGCAUGUUACAGAUACACAGCUCUGCAUGUUACGGAUACACUUUGCUCUGCAUGUUACAGAUACACAGCUCUGCAUGUUACGGAUACACUCUGCUCUGCAUGUUACAGAUACACAGCUCUGCAUGUUAAAGACACACAGCUCUGCAUGUUACGGAUACACUCUGCUCUGCAUGUUACAGAUACACAGCUCUGCAUGUUACGGGUACACUCUGCUCUGCAUGUUACAGAUACACAGCUCUGCAUGUUACGGGUACACUCUGCUCUGCAUGUUACAGAUACACAGCUCUGCAUGUUACGGGUACACUCUGCUCUGCAAGUUAAUUUUAUAAAUAAAUGAAUGCACAUUGUUCUGCACGUCACAGAGAGAUUUUGCAUGUUCCACGAGCACACUGCUCUGCAUUUUGUAACCUGACACGUGCUCUGCAUAGUAUAUGUUCUAUAUCCUAUGUGUUACAUAGACACAAGAUGUACUGCACCCCUUCACAUGUUGCGUAUGGUUUCUUCCACUCCAGUUCAAUCCAGUUUAUUUCACAAUGCAGGACAAGGAAAGGGGAAGAGGGGGGGGAGUGAUUUCCUGAGUGUGUAUAAUGCUGCAGUCAGACUGUAUGAUGGCUUCCGCCACCUUCACUGGUCCCAGACGCACUGAGCUAAGCCCGGCAAUGCAAGGCCCCACAGCCCCCGCUGUUUGGCUGGGAGCACUGAGAGCCAGUGAGCCGGGUCUUCAUAGCAGGGCUUAGCUCAAUGCAGCUAGUGGCACUUCCUUGCAGUAAAGCAGUGAUGGGUGCCCAGCGGACCCCAAGCUAGUUAUUAAACCUUUCUUAAAAUGCUUCAGCAGCGCUCUCUGCAUGGUCUGCCACGUGCGCGGGUCUGCUGGGCACCACACCUCCCUCCUCCCUUCUCGGUUCUGGACAGGAUGCCCAUGUUAAGUCGUGCCAGUCACACAAGUUGCAUCACGGGCAUGCAGCUUAAUGUGUCAUAUCUUUACAAAUAAAAUAUUUAACCACCAGAUGUGUAUAAAAUAUCCUUAUAAUGUAAUUUAGAUGCAUUUAAUCACAGCCUUCACAAUCUAUAAUUAUAACCUCCGGACCGAGUACGAAAACAAAACAUAAAUUAUUUCAUGUACGUAAAAGAUUGGGCGUUGAACAGGACAAUUUGCAGAACGAUGAUGAGAUGACACUAAUAAAAGGCUAUCUCAUUAUAAGGCAAGAUAUUUGAUCAACUUGGCUGUGUAGUGGCAUCCAGUGAGUACUUUUACAGGCUUUUAUUAUACGUGUACUUUCUGGCCUAUCAAGAUACUCUAUGGUACACACAUGUUCUCUAUGGUAAAAUUACAUCAUCACCAUGUCAUAAAGCAUAAUUAUGAUGUCAUCUGUGGCUAUAAAAGGAGGUGAAUGCAAAUCACAACAGUUCUUAUUAAGGUACACAGUGAGUGACUAAUGCCACAUACCCAUCUAUAAUUUUGGUCAGAGCAAACACAGGUUUUUUGGCUUCAAAACUCUUUUAUUAGAAAAAUGUCUUCUCCACCUACCAGAGAGGGGCAAGGUAUGGUGACUCUACCCGUGGAAGACCUCAUCCCAGACAUACCACACUCAAUGGACAAUGCAGCGCCAAUCAAUGAUACCCAAGGUAAGAGACUUCAUUCAGAUGUCAGUAAAAAUUAUUAAAGAAAAAAAAAAUAACCAUCUUGUUUGAAUGGCGGAAACGUAGCUCCAUGAUUGCUUACACACCGAUAGUCUAAACAGAACUCAAAAAUAAUCUCAACAUGUAACCAAUUCCUUAAAGUCAAAAUCGGACUUCCUUACCUCUAACUAUUAUAAUUAACAAAACAAAGCCAACCAAUUCUAAUGCAGUUUUGUAUAGGUUUUCUAAAAAAUAUAUAUUUUUAUUAAAGGGACAGUCUGAGCUUUAGAACUACUACAUCUUAAAGUGAAUCUUUAAUGAAAAAUUUCACUUACCUGAAAUCACUGCCAAAUGCAUUGAAUACGCCAUAUAUCACAAUGAUGCAUGGUAUAUUCCAUGUAAUAGAUAUUGAUUUUUAUCCCCUUUCCUCCAUCCCAGCACCGUUUUGUGGCAUGCAACACCCAUCUCAGGGUCAUCCUCCAUUCCGCCUGUCUCUUCUUGAAUUUGCCUACCCCGAGAUGCAAGUCUCCCCAGUGAUGUUGGCAAGCUGGCUUAGUUGCCAGCAUGCCACCAUUGUAACGGAAUGACGUCACACCACUCUGUUCCUGUACCCCCUAGCCAGAGAUGGUUGAGGUUGGUAUGGGUAAAGAGCAGAGGGGCCUCCUGUUGAUGUUUUUUUCUGCUCUUCCUUGGCAUGUCACGGCAUUGACUGACAGCUGGGAGAAAAAAAACAUUUUUUAAAUAGAUUUUUCUCCUAAUCUUUAUAUUUCCUAUCAAAACUGCUAGCACAAUGUUUAGAUAAAAUUGUAUCCUAUAUCUACUGAGCAUAUGUUGUUUGGGGCACGACAGGUGCCCUUUACAGUAGGUAUUGUAAUCUGUCCUUUUCUCUCACAAGUGUAAACACUGCUGUUGUUGAAAAAUGGCAAUGUUUACAUUUAUAAGAGAACAUGCCUCUAGUGGUCAGACACAUCCAGCAUGAUGAAGAAAAACACUGGUGAUUGGCGGAGGGAUUGACACUCAGUUGCUGUAUGUCCUCAAUGGACAAAAAGGACAAAGUCAUCAAGGAUGAUAACUUCAGUGGAGGCAGAGCGGCAGUAUUGAGGAGGCUACCUAGUGCUUGGAUAAAGGUAGGUUUUAUGGCAAUUUUUUUAAAAUUUAUUGUAACCUAUAAAGGGGUGAGGGCCUUGAAACUAAAUAGACUAAGCAGUAAUCUAAUAUGACGAUGUUACCGAGAUCCUUUAAUUAUAGAUGUGGUUUCUUUAAAAAGAUGGCUUGUCACCUGCAAUGAUGUCCCAAUUCACCUUAAAGGACCACUAUAGGCACCCAGACCAUUUCAGCUCAAUGAAGUGGUCUGGGUGCCAGGCCCUCAAGUUUUAACCCUGCAGCUUUAAACAUAGCAGUUUCAGAGAAAGGUGCUUCCGCGAAUCUCACUGUGAAAAUCCCAGUGAGAAGACGCUGAUGUCCAUAGGAAAGCAUUGAGUAAUGCUUUCCUAUGGGCGGUCUGAAUGCGUGCGCAGCUCUGGCCGCACUUGCACAUUCUGCGCUGACGUCUGCAGAGGGAGGACAGUUACCAGCGCCGAGGGAGCCAUGCACUGGAGAAAGGUAAGUGUUUUAACACCUUCAGCCCAGCGGAAGUGGGACCCUAAGGGUGGGGGGCCCUAUUAACACUAUAGAGCCAGGAAAACAAGUUUGUUUUCCUGGCACUAUAGUGGUCCUUUAAUCUGCAUUUUGUAUAUAUUUUGGUCAUUACAGCAGCACCACGACUAAGAAAUACAUGUUUCGGGUUUGUACCCCCCCAAAUCCCUAGCUUUAGACAAAUUCUAAAAUUCAAUCUAUAUCUUGUAGCAGAGACGCUGCUAACAGAUAUAAAGGUUAAACAGUUCACUUAUGUACAGUUUGCAUCCAGUUAUCUGACCUUUCCCACAAUGAACACAGGUCCACCACAAAGCAAUGGUUUUGACUUGUGUUUUUGCUGAUACAAUAGAGAUUCUCUUGCAGGAAACUUAAAGAGUUCUGGGUAUUUGCUGCAGAACAUAUAGAUAAUAACCAAAAUCAAAUUUAAAUAACAUUUUAUCUAUACAUUUUCUGGAAAUUGAUCGAAUGUAGGCCUUGAUUUAACAAGCUUUCUUUUUUUUUUUUGUAAAUCUGUUUUUAUUGAAAAGUAGUUCAAACAGUCAAUACAUGCGUUAAGAAGAUUUGCAGAUUGGGACACGAACAAGCUUUCAAUAUGUUUCAAUACUAUUAGAAAAACUGAUUUAUCUAAAGAAGUAACCAUGGAAGUCUAUAUGAAUAUUUGUGGAUCAAUCAUUUGGAAACGUUUUCUAACAGUAUGGAGUUGGAAACGUUAUUAAAUUGUCAUGAUGAAUUGAUGGAAUCUCAUACUCUAUAAUUUGUCACCGUGUCCUUUGUGCAUGAGAUACACUGAACACAAUUCUAAAUGCAACACUGAGCUGAACUCAAAGAUCUAAGACUUUUUCUAUGUACACAAAAGGCUUAUUUUUCUCAAAUAUUGUUCACAAAUCUGUCUAAAGCUGUGUUAGUUAGCACUUCUCCUUUGCCGAGAUAAUCCAUCCACCUCACAGGUAUCAAGAUGCUGAUUAGACAGCAUGAUUGUUGCACAGGUGUGCCUUAGGCUGGCCACAAUAAAAGGCCACUCUAAAAUGUGCAGUUUUACUGAAUUGGGGAGUUUGGGGAGUGUCCGAAAACCAAUCAGUAUCUGGUGUGACCACCAUUUGCCUCGCACAAUGCAACACAUCUCCCUCGCAUAGAGUUGAUCAGGUUGUUGAUUGCGCUCUGUGGAAUGUUGGUCCACUUCUCUGCAAUGGCUGUACGAAGUUGCUGGAUAUUGACAGGACCUGGAACACGCUGUCGUAUACGCUGAUCCAGAGCAUCCCAAACAUGCUCAAUGGGUGACAUAUCCGGUGAGUAUUCUGGCCAUGCAAGAACUGGGAUGUUUUCAGCUUCCAGGAACUGUGUACAGAUCCUUGCAAAAUGGGGCCGUGCAUUAUCAUGCUGCAACAUGAGAUGAUGGUCGUGGAAGAAUGGCACAACAAUGGGCCUCAGGAUCUCGUCACAGUAUCUCUGUGCAUGCAAAAUGCCAUCAAUAAAAUGCACCUGUGUUCAUUGUCCAUAACAUACGCCUGCCCAUAGCAUAUCCCCACCGCCACCAUGAUCCACUUGAACCACAACUUUAACAUCAGCAAACCGCCCGCCUACACAACGCCAUACAUGAUGUCUGCCAGCUGCCCUGUACAGUGAAAACUGGGAUUCAUGCGUAAAGAGAACACCUCUCCAAAAUGCCAAACGCCAUAGAAUGUGAACAUUUGCCCAUUCAAGUCGGUUACGACGACGAACUGCAGUCAGGUCAAGACCCCGAUGAGGAUGACGAGCAUGCAGAUGAGCUUCCCUGAGAUGGUUUCUGACAGUUUGUGCAGAAAUCCUUUGGUUAUGCAAACCGAUUGUUGCAGCAGUUAUCCAGGUGGCUGGUCUCAGACGAUCUUGGAGGUGACGAUGCUGGAUGUGGAGGUCCUGGGCUGGUGUGGUUACACGUGGUCUGUGGUCAUGAGGCCAGUUGGAUGUACUGCCAAAUACUAUGAAAUGCCUAUGGUAGAGAAAUUAACAUUCAAUUCAUGGACAACAGCUCUGGUGGACAUUCGUGCAGUCAGCAUGCCAAUUGCACACCCCCUUAAAACUUGCGACAUCUGUGGCAUUGUGCUGUGUGAUAAAACAGCACAUUUUAGAGUGGCCUUUUAUUGUGGCCAGCCUUAUGCACACCUUUGCAAUAAUCAUGCUGUCUAAUUAGCAACUUGAUAUGCUACACCUGUGAGGUGGAUGGAUUAUCUCGGCAAAGGAGAAGUGCUCACUAACACAGAUUUAGACAGAUUUGUGAACAAUAUUUGAGAAAAAUAGGCCUUUUGUGUACAUAGAAAAACUCUUGGAUCUUUGAGUUAAGCUUAUGAAAAAUGGGGGCAAAAACCCAAUUGCAUUUAUAAUUUUGUUCAGUAUACAUAAAUGUUAGCAGUUUUAUUAAAAAUUUUUUAAUAAUAAUUCUCUUUUAAUGUUUAGGAAUAUUGAUGGCAGAAACAGAAAUGUAUUUUCUCACUCAAUCAAACUGUGAGAUCUUAGUUCCCGACUGUGACUUUACUUUGGCUUUGCAAGUGGAUGUGUCAACCACGCCUGAAGACGAUCCCCCAACUUCACCAACAUUGGAGGCAAAGACGCCUGAAAGAACAUUCGAGAUGGCUCAUGCUCCCAGAACACCAAAAGGUCAAAGAACCAGUCCAUCCAUGGGACUCCAACCUCUGAAGAGACGCCGUCUCUACAACUAUGAAACCAUGCCUUGGACGAAUACAGAGAACAAAGCAACUGUUGGGAGGAGGGUAUACCGUAAAUGGAUGGCCAAUAAACCCUAUCUUAUUGCAAAACCCUCUUCAUGUCGUGGAUAUAGUAUUAAAAAUAACAAGAAAAGCAACAGAAGGUCGAGAUAGAAAGCCUAAAUAUUCACAUAUCUGAAAAAAAAC
Molecule: messenger RNA, 6577 nt
Organism: Pelobates cultripes (western spadefoot toad)
Lineage: Eukaryota; Metazoa; Chordata; Amphibia; Anura; Pelobatidae
Source: the annotation of a GenBank genome assembly